CAGUCGACAUUAGUUUCUUCUGAAGAGUUCAAAUAUGAAGGCUUUUAUUGCUCUGAUUGCUUUGGCUGCCAUUGCCACCCCAGCUCUGGGUCGCACCAUGGACCGUUGCUCCUUGGCCCGCGAGAUGUCCGAUUUGGGUGUGCCCCGCGAUCAGUUGGACAAAUGGACUUGCAUUGCCGAGCACGAGAGCUCCUACCGCACUGGCGUCGUCGGCCCUGAGAACUACAAUGGCUCCAAUGACUAUGGUAUCUUCCAGAUCAAUGACUACUACUGGUGCGCUCCUCCCAGUGGUCGCUUCUCCUACAACGAGUGCGGCCUGAGCUGCAAUGCCCUGUUGAGCGAUGACAUUACCAGCUCGGUUCGUUGUGCCCAGAAGGUCCUUAGCCAGCAGGGAUGGUCCGCCUGGUCCACCUGGCACUACUGCAACGGAUGGUUGCCAUCCAUUGAUGAUUGCUUCUAAGCAUUGGCUUGGUGCCUCUCUCUUUUCUCUUGCCACCUUCAAUAAACCACCAAAAAAUAAACACAUAUAUAUCUUCAGUCAA
Messenger RNA from Drosophila willistoni, 542 nucleotides. RefSeq names its product lysozyme B. Gene Ontology annotation, molecular function: lysozyme activity. NCBI's taxonomy places the organism in Eukaryota, Metazoa, Arthropoda, Insecta, Diptera, Drosophilidae. Bases 35 to 460 code for a protein of 141 amino acids. The record is from RefSeq and is a predicted model, not a curated record. The transcript has a single exon.